Molecule: messenger RNA, 621 nt
Organism: Octopus bimaculoides (California two-spot octopus)
Lineage: Eukaryota; Metazoa; Mollusca; Cephalopoda; Octopoda; Octopodidae
Source: RefSeq, a predicted model, not a curated record
AUGCAAGCCGGACUUAAGGAAAAUAACAUGGCUGCAGUUUUCUUUUCCUUUGCUGCUCAUUCGUUGAAUGUUGUAGGACAAGCUGUUGCUUCUUGCUUUGUUGAAUCUGUUAGCUAUUUUGAAUUCAUACAAAUAUUAUACACCAUUUAUUCUGCGUUGACACACAGAUGGGUAAAUUUAAUGAAAGCUUUGGAAGGAAACAAAAGAGUACUAACUUCGAAAUGUUUGUCAGAUACACGCUGGUCAGCAAGAGCUGAUGUUACUGAAGCCCUCGUUGAUGGAUAUUACUACAUUCAAAAUGUAGCCAAAUGUAUUGAAGACAAUUUGACACAAACACAUGAAGCAAGAUGUAAAGGUCAGACGUUGGCAGACAGAAUGGAUUGUCUUAAAACUGCUCUGAUGGUUAUGAAUUGGCAUUUAAUUCUUGUACAGUUUAACAGUAUAAAUAAAGCUCUUCAAGAAGUUGAAGAUGAUUUGAAUAAAGUGAUGGAUCUAAUUGAUUCUUUGGAAAACUUUCUGAAAUCACUUCAGAAUAGCUAUGAAGAGUUGGAACUGAAUGCCAGGAACACGUGUGAAAACACAAACUACAAAACAGCAAACAAGAACGAGCAACAAAUAUGA